Messenger RNA from Capsicum annuum, 3129 nucleotides. RefSeq names its product wall-associated receptor kinase-like 20. Gene Ontology annotation, molecular function: protein kinase activity; ATP binding; polysaccharide binding. The coding region runs from base 827 to 2722 and encodes 631 amino acids. The transcript has a single exon. Lineage: Eukaryota; Viridiplantae; Streptophyta; Magnoliopsida; Solanales; Solanaceae. The record is from RefSeq and is a predicted model, not a curated record. Gene Ontology annotation, biological process: protein phosphorylation.
UUAGCUUCUCAUCGUCUAGAUUAUGACAUUUAUAGUGUCUACCAAGAUGACUUAUACUUAUCUUUACAGUCGUUCGCAUACUUCUUGCAGACUGCAUUUUUAUACAAUGAUGAAGUAAUAGUGGACUGCUACACAAGUUUAUUUGUUGACAACUUGAGAAUUGAUUAUGUGGAACUGAAAUCAUCCUUAGACUUCACUUCCCUGUCAUUAACCUUAUUUAGGGAAGUUCUUUCUAUCGGAAAACUACUUCAUCUGAGAUAGUGGUAUGGACUGCGUACAAUUUACCCUCCCCAAACCCCACUUUGUCGGAAUACACUGGGUAUCUUCUUGUUGUUGUUGUAGGGAAGUUCUUAUAAUAAGCAAAGAUUAGAGAUCGCUUUUCGGGCUAAGCAAAGAUUAGAGAUCUCUUUCCAUGCUAGUGGUAAUUGAAUUGCAGGUAUUUUACAAAUAUUCCGCUGCCCGUCGCAUUCAGAUAAGAAUCCCUUUGCCCAAUGAUUGCCAACUCUUUUUGGUUUAGUAGAUUCUUUCGAAUACUUUUUCCAUUAUUCAGUCACUCACUUUAUUCUCUUUGAAAGGGGCCGGUAAAAGUUGUUGUUAUUUGACUAGGAGGUCACGGGUUCGAGCUGUGGACUGCCUCUAGCAGAAAUGCAGGUAAGCCUGCAUACAAUAGAGCAUUGAGGUCUGGCUCUUCCCUGGACCCCGUGCGUAGCAGGAUCUUAGUGAACCGGGCUGCCGUUUCACUUUAUUCUCUUCCUUUGCCUAUAAUUACCCACUUUCGAAAUUCUUUCUACCAUAAUAUUUUCAACUUCUUCUUUGCUCUCACAAAAUGACUAUUACUAUACGUUGCAUGAGGAAAACUAACCUGUAUGUCUUACUGUUACUCCACUUCUUUCAUUACGCUUAUUCCCAAAAGACAUGUCCAAACUGUGGUUCUCUAGAAGUUCCAUAUCCGUUGAGCACGAAUCCCAGCUGUGGCAACCUUGACUAUUCCAUUCGUUGUGAUCCUCAUUCUCACAAGCUCUAUCUUGAUACCCUUAACGGAAGCUCUUAUGCCAUCCUCAGAAUUAUGCCAUCGUUCCAGCGUAUGGUGGUGCAACCGUCACCUUGGUUGCCUGGUACCUGUGUUACACAAGACAUGCCAGUGAGCGAGGGACUGUGGUUGAACCAAACUCUUCCUUUUAACGUUACUUCUUCUAACACUAUCUUCUUAUUUAACUGUUCUCCUCGGCUUCUCGUGUCCCCUUUAAACUGCACGCCUUCAAGCUUGUGCCAUGAGUAUCUGCACAGCUCAGGGCAUGUAGAUGCUAAAAGGGAACUUCAGUGUGCAAGUGGUGUUGAUCCAUGUUGCACGUUUAUUGCUGGCGGUAUGCCCUCAGCGUACAAGAUACGUCUACAUAUCUCAGGCUGCAGAGCAUUUAGAAGCAUUCUACACUUGGAUGCUAAGAAGCCGGCCAAUGAAUGGGAGGAGGGAUUGGAAAUACAAUGGUCUCCGCCACAGGAGCCACACUGUAAAUCACAAUCUGAUUGUUCUGGAGCUUCUACAUGUUCGCGCUCUGGUAAAAAUGGUUUCUUCCGCUGCUUUUGCAAUCACGGCUAUUACUGGAACCAAAGUUUAGGACACUGCGUGAAGAAGAAACAUUCUGGUUUUGUAUUAAAUAUAGCUAUUGCGAUAGCCUUGUGUUUGGCUUUUGCUGUUGUAGUGAUUGCAGUGACUUUGAAAAAAUCAGGACGAUCCUCAGCGAGGGCUAGGCUUGCCAAGGCAAGAGAAGACAUUCUAAAAUCAAACAACGGUGGAAAACCGGCCAGGAUGUUUUCUCUCAAGGAGAUGAAGAAAGCUACAAAUGGAUUCUCGAAAGACAGAAUCUUGGGGCAUGGUGGCUUCGGAGAAGUUUAUAAGGGCGAGCUUCACGAUGGAACAAUCGUAGCAGUAAAGUUAGCCAAAGUGGGAAAUAUCAAGAGCACUCAACAAGUACUCAAUGAAGUAGGGAUACUUUCUCAAGUUAAUCACCGGAACCUCGUCAAGCUUUUAGGUUGCUGUGUAGAAGCUGAACAGCCUUUGAUGAUUUACGAGUACAUUUCCAACGGAACCCUCCACGAUCAUCUACACGGUAAGUAUUCCGCCUUUCUUGACUGGAAAACAAGGUUGAAAAUUGCUUCACAAACUGCAGAAGCAUUAGCUUAUCUUCACUCAGCUGCUUCCCCUCCCAUCUACCACAGAGAUGUCAAAUCGACAAACAUACUCUUGGACAACGAUUACAAUGCCAAAGUCUCCGACUUUGGGCUAUCGCGAUUGGCUUGUCCGGGGUUGAGUCACGUGUCCACUUGCGCUCAGGGUACGUUAGGCUACUUGGAUCCUGAAUAUUUUCGGAACUACCAGCUAACCGAUAAAAGUGAUGUUUACAGCUUCGGGGUUGUGUUACUAGAACUUCUUACUUCUCAGAAGGCAGUUGACUUCACACGAGACGAAAAUAGUGUCAACUUGGUUGUUCAUGUCAUUCAACAAGAAAACCAUGGUUCAUCAGUUAUGGAAGUAGUCGACAGGCGCUUGCUUGGCGAGGAGCCUUCGACUAAUGUAACGACUGGUAUGAACUCGUUCUUGGCACUUGGACUCGCGUGUUUAAGAGAAACGAAGUCCGAGAGACCCUGCAUGAAAGAUGUUGUUCAGCAACUUCACUACAUAAGUGAAAUAGUUCAUCAAGAAGAGCCUAUUGAGGUUAGUUAAAAGUGUCACUGGUUUUGAUCAGGGGUGGACCCACGUGGUACCCAGGGGGUUCACCCGGACCCCCUCGGCAAAAAAGUAAGUUGUAUAUAUAAGACAGAAAAUCUAUAUUUAUGUACAUAUAUUAAAUUUGAACCACCAAAAUCAAUAAUGUUAGAUAGCUUAGUGCCAUUUGUUGCACUUCUUGGGCCUCUUGCUUAAGGCCCACGUCACGGGUUCGAUCCCGUUGGGGCGUGCAGACUGCCAUUUUUUAAUUAAUUCACUAUUUUGCAGCUACAGUGAAAUUUCGAACUCCUCGAAGAAAAAUUCUAGAUCCACCACUGGUCUUGAUCUUUGAAUAUUCAUAUUAGUGUAGAGAUGUUUUAUUGUACUGAAAAAUAUGCCUGAAUAGACUAUGCUGUUUCAUUAUA